GCGUGGAGGUGGGCGACGCCGAGGAGUUGGACGACGCCUGCCGUGGCAUUCGCAACCGUUAUUUGGAGGUGCUCGAUGCCUGGUUCGAGAAGGCGAGCCAUGUGUAUCACCGUACCGGUCGAGACGUCAUGGACGCGGAGUUCCACUGCGGGGGGCAAACAGUGGGCACUAUCAUUUACCUGUGCGAGGUGAUGCAUGAAUCGAAGAAUCCCGUGUCCACCCCGAAGGCCGAGGUGAGCGAGACCUUGGUGGCCCAGGACUGCGUCGUCAAUGCUGGGGCGCAGGAGUCCAUCGAGUGCCAGUUGCAGGUUGCCAGGUUGGACUGCGAGACGCGGAUGAAGGCUUGCCUCUUCAGGCGCCGCAUGGGCGUUCCGUCAGUUCGGGUGUCGAAACGUGCAAUUGCCAGCGACAGGGCCAUCCGAACUGCUAGGACAUUUCAAUGCUCGGUGUGUGAUGGCAGUAAGCAGCCUAGGCUCGUCCGCCUGGCUGCGCUGCCAAAGCUGGCGCCCCCGCUGAGACUGCUCGACACGGAUGUCACAGAGUUGCACGGACGGGUUCUGACGAUCAGGGUUGCGGGCAUGGGCGUGCUCUGCGUCUCGGAUGCUCUGCGGCGGGCGUCUCCUCCCUUCGAGGUGGGGGCGGGUGAGGUUCGUCGUCGCGGGCCGUGCGAGUCUCGGAUCAAACCUUGCUGGGCGCCGCGGGCCAUUCGACUUGACGCGAGCAAGGGAAGCCGCGGUCAGAAGCUCACGGAGUGCACGGGCAGCCGCGUCGUUGAGUUUCCUUGCGCUGCAGGCCGCGGGGGGCGCGACCUCGCGCGGUUCGGGAGUUUGCUGCGGGCGCCCGCGCGGCAGCGCGGCGCCGAGGGAGAGGGGAUCAAGCCCAAGUAUGCGAGGUGGGCGACGCCUGCUGGCAAGGCGAUGGUAGAGACCGGCAUCGAGAAAGAGUGGGCCAGCGCGAGAUCUCGUGACGCGCUGGUUGCCUUGAACUAG
Messenger RNA from Prorocentrum cordatum, 989 nucleotides. NCBI's taxonomy places the organism in Eukaryota, Dinophyceae, Prorocentrales, Prorocentraceae. The record is from the annotation of a GenBank genome assembly.